Molecule: messenger RNA, 1683 nt
Organism: Komagataella phaffii GS115
Lineage: Eukaryota; Fungi; Ascomycota; Pichiomycetes; Pichiales; Pichiaceae
Product: Bifunctional enzyme
Exons: 1
Coding region: 1-1683 (560 amino acids)
Biological process (GO): thiamine biosynthetic process
Cellular component (GO): cytoplasm
Molecular function (GO): magnesium ion binding; hydroxyethylthiazole kinase activity; thiamine-phosphate diphosphorylase activity
Source: RefSeq, a predicted model, not a curated record
AUGAAUCGAACUGACUUUGACCUUUCUAUCUAUCUUGUCACCAAUGCGGAGAUGGUCCCUGAGGGAUUGUCUUUCUUGGACCAAGUCAGGAAGGCCAUCGAUAACGGUGUCACCACUAUCCAAUUGAGAGAAAAGAACAUCGAGACCAGAGAUUUUAUCGAAAGAGCCAGCCAGGUCCACGAAUUGACCAAAGCAGCAGGUAUUCCUUUGAUCAUCAAUGACAGAGUUGACGUAGCUCUUGCUGUGGAUGCCGAGGGAGUCCAUGUUGGUCAAACAGAUAUGCCAGUUCCUCUGGUUCGUAAACUGGUUGGGGAGGAUAAGAUCAUAGGUGUAUCUACCGGAAAAGUCGAGGAGGCCCGUCAAGCAAUUAAGGAUGGUGCUGACUACGUGGGGAUUGGGAUCGUAUACGACACCAAGACCAAAGAUCAUAAGAAGAUCCCCUUUGGCACUUUGGGUAUUAGAGAGAUUUUGACGGUGUUGCUCAACGAAGGUGGCGCUGGUAUCAAGACUUGUGCCAUUGGAGGAGUGAACCAGACGAACGUGCAAAAGGUUUUGUAUCAAGGCUCUAUACCUGGCAAAAAACUGGACGGUGUUGCUAUUGUUUCCUGUAUCAUGGCUCAAGAAGAUGCCGCAGAAGCUACCAGAGUCCUAGUGGAGAAAUUCCACAGCCACGCUCCGUGGUUGAGCGAUGAUCACAGAGCUGACAAUGAUUUCUUCAACAAUGUGACAGAGAAAGCAAAGAAGGUUGCUGACACUAAUCCAAUGAUUCAUCAUAUCACCAAUGCGGUUGUGAAAAAUUUCAGUGCCAAUGUGACUUUGGCAGUAGGAGCGUCUCCCAUUAUGUCAGAAUCUUAUCAAGAGUUUGAAGAGUUUGCUAGACUUCCAACCACCGGGCUGGUGCUCAACACUGGAACCCAGAGUGCUGAAAACUUUGUACAGAUGGUCAUAGCUGCUGCAAAAGCCUACAACGCUACGGGAAACCCCAUUGUAUUUGAUCCUGUGGGAUGCGGAGCUUCUGAAAUGCGUAAGCACAGAACCAGACUGUUUUUGGAUGCAGGGUAUUACACAGUUAUCAAGGGAAACGUUUCAGAGAUUCUCACAGUUGCUGGUGAAGCGAACCAGAUGAGAGGAGUUGACACAGGAGACCUCAGUAACUUGACAGAGGAGGCUAUCGUGGCAGCAGCCAAGAGAGCUGCGCUAAACAACCGUUGCAUUGUUGUGGUUACGGGUGCCGUCGAUUAUAUUGUAGAUGGAAUCUUGGACGGGGCCAACUAUUACGAGUCGCAGCCCACUCAAAGGGUUUUCAAGGUUCAAGGGGGAAGUUCCAUCAUGGGAGACGUCACAGGAACCGGAUGUUCUCUGGGAUCAGCCAUUGCAGCUUACAUCACUACAUUCCCCGCAACUCCUUUGGAAGCUACGAUUGCAGCUGUCCACCAUUAUAAAUACGUUGGAGCUGUGGCUGCACGUCGUUCCACUACGCCAAACGGAAUCAGCGAUUCUGGUCCCAGACCGGGAUCAUUCAUGAGCAACUUUUUGGACGAUCUGUACGGGUUUAGGACCCAAGAGUCCAAAGUUGGACAUAAGAUCCUGCUUGGACCCAACCCUGAUAAGACGUUCUACACGAAACUCGAGUCUUCCGAGAAUGGCCGCUAUCCAGCUGAAGUUGAAGAGAUCUUUAUUUAG